Messenger RNA from Homarus americanus (American lobster), 4863 nucleotides. RefSeq names its product carbohydrate sulfotransferase 1-like. The transcript has 9 exons. Gene Ontology annotation, molecular function: N-acetylglucosamine 6-O-sulfotransferase activity. The record is from RefSeq and is a predicted model, not a curated record. Bases 729 to 2159 code for a protein of 476 amino acids. NCBI's taxonomy places the organism in Eukaryota, Metazoa, Arthropoda, Malacostraca, Decapoda, Nephropidae. Gene Ontology annotation, biological process: sulfur compound metabolic process; N-acetylglucosamine metabolic process.
GGUGCCUUGUGUCUGCGUCAGCAUCACGUACAACACGCACUCAAAGGUCCUCUUGGUGAAGGCACUUCAGCCUACAUACCCUAAUUAUUGAUCAACCGAGUCAAGGUGCAAUAAUUAGCAUCACAUUUGACCUGGUUCAUUAAUUGACGAUUAUUAGACAAAGUUGUCAUGUAAACGUUAGUGGCAAUGCUUUGUCAUAAUGUACAUUAGUGUAAUAUAAGAAGCAGUGCGCGAUGUUGUGGUACCUGGGACCUUCCAUCUACCUGGGCCGGGAGGGCCACUCACCUGUGGAGAGUUGCCAUGUCUCGCUGUCUCUCAUGUUGAGGCCACAAAGAAUGGCUGUGGCUGCGGCGGACACCCAGAUUUAGUUGCUCUGUUAUUACGUCAACACCUGGUCGUACGUCGGUCCCCGGUGCGUGAGUGUGUGUGUGAGAGUGUGUGCAUCAGUGUCCAGCGGUGUGUACACGCAAAACUGUCCGUCUACGUGCAGUGGUGUACGCGUUGUGGAAAGGGUUAAGAGUAAGACACGGACAGGUGCUCGUAAAAGAGGGAGAGUAAGAUCCUGCAGGAAGAUCAAGAGUCCAGGACAACCCACCACCGAGGUGCUGUUGUCCUGAUGAACGUUGGUGAUGCAGAAUGUUGGUGUCUGAUCUCCAGUCUACUACUCAGGUCAAUGGCGGUCUAAUGAGAGGCAGGUGACUAGAGCAGAACUACAUCAAGAGAGCGUGAUGACGCAGACGCGGGUACUUGGCAGCAAGGGCCGGCGGCUCCUGCUGGUGCUGCUGCUAGUGAGUCUUCUGCUGGCCUCACAUAUCAUCACCAACCACGCCCACCCAGAGCUGGAGGAGGUAAAUGGGGAACUACCCAAUACUUUCACGGACCCACGGGUGGCGGCAGUAGAGGUGAAAGGAGCGGAACCUGUCAACACCAGAGCAGCUAAAUCAACCUCCACCUAUAUAUCGCAACGCUUGGGGAGGGAGAUGGAGAUAAAACAGAAGCUGCUCUCCAAGUUCGAAGAGCUGGACGCCAAGGAGCUACAACACGUGCUGCAGCUCCUGGAGUCCACCCGUAACCCAAGAGCAGUCCAGGCCACCAGGAUAGACCACGCCCUUCAGUCUCUCAAGGUGACCUUACUGGAGGAGAUCAGUGGGAAGAAGUACUCGGACAUCUCCAAGGCUGUUAUCCAUGCCCAGACCAUAACCUCACAGCCCAGACCUGCUCCGCUCAAGUUUGUGCUUUCCACGAUGGCUCAGGUUGUGAUAGCGACGACGUGGCGCUCUGGGUCGACUUUCCUGGAGGAGCUGUUAGCCUCGUACCCGGCCGUCUACAACCACUACGAGCCACUUAUGCAGUUCGGCCUCCGUCGGAUCAGAGAGGGACUUCCGGGCGCUGCCGAAGCACAAGAAACUGUCCACGAUCUUUUGUCCUGCAAGUAUGAAGGUCACGAGGAUUAUAUACUGACGGCUCAGAAGCUCAAGGAAAUGAUCUCUCGCAACACCCGCUUGUGGAAUACCUGCAACACUAAGGAGUGGGGAGACGCUCUAUGUUUCAAUGACGUCUUCUUAAAGGAAGCGUGCAAACUCUUCCCGUGGUCCAUUAUGAAGAUUGUCAGACUCCAACUAAAACUUCUGCGGCCAAUUCUGGAAGAUAGUCAACUAAACACCCGCAUAGUGUACCUGGUGAGGGACCCCCGAGGUGUGAUCAACUCCCGCACUGACACCGUCCGGUGGUGCCACACUGAAGACUGCAAGAACCCCGAGAACCUGUGCAGGGACAUGGACGACGACCUUACUACGGCUCUGCAGAUGCAAAAGGACUUCCCUGGCAAGGUCUACAUCCUCAGGUAUGAAGACAUGUCCCUCGAACCUCUUAAUAAGACUCACGAACUUUUGGAGUAUGUUGGUCUUGACUUCGACCCCCGAGUAAAAGAGUUUCUGGUUUCCCACACGACGAAGAACUUCGAUAAGCCAUGGAGUACCUCGCGUGAGUCUAAGACCAGAGUGACCUACUGGGUGUCCAAACUUCCCUCCAGUAAGUUAAAAGUGGUACAGAGUGCGUGUACACCUGUGAUGAAGCGCUUCGGCUACAUACCUAUCACUUCCAACAAAAAUAUUACGGUGGAAAAUAUACUUGGACCACUAGUGUUACCGACCUCCUGAACAUUGUGCUCAAAAUAGUUCAAAAUCCAUAUAUCAUAAUAACAAACAUAUUCAUUUCACCUUCACGCCAGUACUGCCAGUUUGUGAUAAAGUGAAGAUAAAAUUAUUAUUACGAAGAUUUAGAACAGAAUAUAACGCAAACUAGAUUGAUAAUGUGGAAAUGCAAUAUGUGUUGACUUGUCCCCGGUGCAUGACGAAAAAAAAAUGAAGAGAGUAUUGAAACAAAGGAAUUGUUAUUUAGUUAUAACUGCUUUAUAUAUGUACAGGAAAAUACAGUAGCUACGAACAGACAGACGAUGGUGCAUGUAGGUGCCGCUUCUGUUUAACCUCAGUGAGUAAACCGUUUCUCUAAGUAAUCGUUUCUUAGAUGAGACGCUGACGUAACGACAAAUAUAAGUGACUUCAGAGAUAUCAGCUAAUUAGGGACGUCAGAGAGAUUUUGACAUGUUAACAAUAUCAAAAGAAACUUGGCAACAGGGUGCAGUAACAAUGUCAGUGAGGUUAGCGUAUGAAACAAGUAAACAGCGUUGCCUUAUUAUACAUUAACUCCUCGCUAGUGACGACCUUGGCAACACUAGACAAAAGAAACCUCGGGUCACAGGAACACUGACCAGAACACUGAGUCGUUCAGCUACUGACUGUAUCCUGGCCUCUCCUGCAGGAUAUUAAGAAUCUUACAUUGUGAUGAUUAUAGUGAUAUAGUAAUGUCAUUCCUUCUUAUCUAGUGCCUUAAUUAGUUCGUAAAACAGUUUGUAUCAAGAUUAAAGUGUGUGUGUGUGUGUGUGUGUGUUGGUGAGUGUGAAUGUUUGUGUGUGUGUGUUAGUGAGUGUGAAUGUUUGUGUGUGUGUGUGUUGGUGAGUGUGAAUGUUUGUGUAUGUGUGGGUAAUUAGAACCAAUUUUGUUGAUAAAUCACCUUACAUCGUCUCUUAAUGAAAACUUGAAGAGAUUUUAUGGUGCAUCAUGAGUUAGUAGGGGUCAAGAACUCGUGCCACCAACAGUAUGAAUCAACAUGCUUGAAAGUUGAUAACAUUUACUUUUAAGUCAGAGUGUCAAGUGCCUUAGAUAACCUACACGUCCUCCUCUGAAGUACAUCACUACACCCUUCUCACGUGUGGUUGCUCACUAUGCACGAGCACAGUUUAUAAUACCGAGAGUUGAAAUUCAAUAUGGAUAUUUUGUGCACUUGAGAUUCAUUUUAUCCAAGGACAGAGAUAAGCUAUGAGCUGCCCUUCUAAUUCUAGGGGUAGUUAAUAGUAUGUUUGUUUAUGUGUAUCUGUGUUCUUUUGACCUUUACAGCAUAGAACUGAAAUUUGGUGAGGUUAGGUUAAUUUUACUUCGUCAAAAACCAACCCGGGCAACGCCGAGUACCCCAGAUAGUACUUGCAUAUAUGAUAGAUAGAUAAAUGCCAGUGACAGGGGGAAGGAGGUUCAGGGGAAGGAUAAAGGGAGGACUGAAGUGAAUUUUAGAAGGAGAGAGCAUAUAUGUAAAACCUAAAACAAACACGUAUUUGUUGUUAUUGAAAAAAAAAACUGAAUUCAAAUGACGUUAUCCACAUCAUGACCGGAAAGAAGCUGAACAAAGCGAUUAAUACAGUUAUAACAACAAUCAAUUAUAAGAAUACACAAUGGUGCAAAAAUAAAUGUAGUGGUACAAGGAUCCUACCAGUCUAGAAGCACAGGAGUUCAACUGACUUCAUUUCUGGAGAUCGUUGGUAUUUUCUGCCUUCGUCAGGAGGGACUAUCAGGAACAGCUCCAUGUCUUGGCUAUGACAGGCGGGGUGCAGUGACUGAGGAGCUUAGUACGGUGUGGUGCUCGUGGCUGUGGUUCCUUAUCACUAAUUAUGAUGGUUUGGAGAAUAGUUGCCUCGUUCUUAACAACCGUGUGAUGGAGCGUUCAGGUGUACCUGUAAAUUUCUAAGAUUUAAUUAUUUCUUAGUACUCAAAUAAUAUAAAUAAUUCUUAACGGUUUAUGUACGCUAUUUAGGUUUAACCAAUCGACUAUAUAAACCUUGAAACGCAACAAACACUUAAUAAUUAGGACAACUUUUUGGUUUUGUCAUACGUAUACGUUAAACAAAUUAUUCUUCAUAUCAAUGACCUUUAUUCUUUGUAAAUUCAACACUACGAUUUAAAAAAAAUUUAGGUUAGGAGAGGUUAGCCGAAGUUAAUUUGUAUCAAUGCUAUUUAGUUAAAUUGUAUUACGUUUAUUUAUAUAACCUUCUACAGUAUGUACACAUCAGCUAGAAGAAUAAAAUUAUCUGUUACAACUGUCACUAACAUACACAUCCAUUCACUGCCCAAAGAUCAUUCACAAUAACACACCGAUUGCUUAAAGUGUAUGAACUGAUAAACGAUUUUUAUGCGAAUUCCAGUUGUAAUCCAUCUUUCUUUACGAUUACUUUGUGAUAUAAGAUGUAUUCCAAUUUAGACUUAAUAAUACACAGUAAACAGUGUUCUGGUUCCCCAUACUUGAAGAAACACGAAUUAACAAGGAAAAUUAUUAUACCCAACUGGGGCUACAGUGUGAAACUCGUCGUGACUCUGGGGGUGACAGAUACAACAUGUUGUACACGUACAGUAUAUAUUGAGCAAAAAGUUUGUAACUAUAUAAAAAUCAAAAGACAAAUGAAGAGGAUUGUUGAAUUGGAAACUGCGGUGAAGUGAAACUGUGGAUGAAGUGACAAAGUAUACUGGAGGUUGGGGG